Molecule: messenger RNA, 1316 nt
Organism: Bursaphelenchus okinawaensis
Lineage: Eukaryota; Metazoa; Nematoda; Chromadorea; Rhabditida; Aphelenchoididae
Source: the annotation of a GenBank genome assembly
AUGGGCAUCAAAGGCUCCAAGCCCAAACUCUCGAAGGAGGACCUCGAGUUUCUCAAGAAGAACACCAACUUCACAGAAGAGCAGAUCAAGGAGUGGUACAAGGGUUUCGUGGUAGGUUCUCUCCUCAGGUUGUUUUCUAAAAGGUACCUAAUUGAUUUGAACCUUCUAAAACGUGAUGUGCUGCCACUUCCUCACCUACCCCCAGUUUUACCUGAAAUUUCAAAAUUUUCGGCCAAAAACCAGGCUUUUUUCGAAAGUUUUAUACCCAAACAACAAAGUUUUUUGAAAAGCAGCAAGAUUAGGACUGAAUUGUAACACUUUCAGCAAGACUGCCCCAAAGGCCAUCUGACAAAGGAACAGUUCAUUAAAGUCUACAAAGACUUUUUCCCCUCAGGGAGUGCAGAAGGGUUCUGCGAGCACGUCUUUCGCACGUUCGACACUGACAACUCUGGUUUCAUCGACUUUAAAGAGUUUCUACUGGCUAUCAAUGUGACCUCAUCAGGAACGCCCGAGCAGAAGCUGGAAUGGGCCUUCCGCAUGUACGAUAUCGACGGCAACGGGACAAUAGACGAGAAGGAGAUGAUCAAGAUCAUCGAAGUGAGUUAUCCUUAGAAUCCUGAGCCAUAAUUUUAUAGAAAAAGCUUUAAAAUAAGAAUCAAAGCAUCUGUAAACACUAGAAUACUAUCACAGACAUAAUUUUGUCCAUAAAGGGCAACAUUUGUGUCAAGACUUCUUUUCCCACUGGGUUAAGUUUCUCUCUCUAAUACAAUAUCCGGGAGUUACUGAAACUUUGGGCAAAGUUAUGUUAUCAUGUGACGAUAUUCAUGAUGUUAUCUCUUUAAACGACAUUAUUCAUUUGCAUUCUUUAUUGCUUAUAUCUCUGCCUUUCCAAAGUUCUCAUGGCCUUAAGUGUGAGAAAAUACAAAAACCGGCUGGUAAUUUGGUCGAUUCACAUUACGAUGAGAUUAAACACCCUUUCAUUUCCCUAAUUGCCAUCACGGAUUAUUUAUUGUAAUCAUACGACGGUUUGGUUCCGCUGAUUUAGCGUCACGACUUCUCGGACAUUUAGAUUGAUUAAUAUUACCAUGUAAUUUUAAAGUAAUUGUAAUAAGACAUGUUACUUUUAGGCCAUCUACGAGAUGUUGGGCCCGGAGGUGACAAAGUCGGCGGACGACUCGCCCCGGAAACGCGCCAAGAUGAUCUUCGAGAAGAUGGACGUGAAUAACGACAAAGAGCUCACCCUGAAGGAGUUCGUGGACGGCUGUCUGGCGGACAAGGAGCUGUUCCAGAUCCUGACGAACGAGGUCAAGAAAUGA